AUGACCAGCCUCCGACGGGCAGAGAAGAUUACUACUGUGCAAGGUGAUGGAAGUUUAGCGGUUGAAGCAGCGUAUGGUGGACUGGAUUGCAUCCCAGAAACAACUAUCUCGUUAACAGUGCUAAUAAGAGACAAAGCAUAG
This is a messenger RNA of Paraglomus occultum, 141 nucleotides long. The record is from the annotation of a GenBank genome assembly. Lineage: Eukaryota; Fungi; Glomeromycota; Glomeromycetes; Paraglomerales; Paraglomeraceae.